Dracunculus medinensis (Guinea worm) is the source of this 2253-nucleotide messenger RNA. Lineage: Eukaryota; Metazoa; Nematoda; Chromadorea; Rhabditida; Dracunculidae. The record is from the annotation of a GenBank genome assembly.
AUGCCCGGAUAUGGUUAUGAGAGAAUGAAACUUAAAGAAUAUCUUGGCAUCGAAUGGAUCAAGAAUGGUUUAGAUCGAAACGCGUAUUCCCUCGAUAAACCAAUACGUCAUGCAAGUGAUUUGGAUUGCACGUUUGACCAUCCUGAGAAAUGUAGAUGGAAAAAUGUUGAAGCACAGGAAGCGCUGGAUUCCUUAGAUUUUCAUUUAUUCGAAAAAAGUGACUCAACAGAGUUCCCAGUAUUGCAAGUACGCCCCGGGCCAUCAAAACUUCGACGAGGCGAUAAAUUCAUAUUCACCGGUGAUAGAAAGGAAGAAGAGCAAUCCGCUAUAUGGAAGAGCGCAACAAUAAAAUGUCAAAAUUCAACUGGUCACCUUAGUUUCACAUUCUGGCUAUACAAUGGUGCUAGAGUGGAAGUACUAAUAUUUGAACACAAAAAUGGUCGUUUAAAAGUGCUACCAGAAAAACCAUUUGUUGACUGCGGAGUUGUUACUUUAAAUACAGAUUGCGUAGCUGCAAUUCCUCCUCAUGAUACCCCAUUCAGCCUUGGAAUUCGAGCAUAUGACAUCAAAAAUGCAGAUGGCUCAUUUGUGAUGGUUGAUAACAUUUAUUAUCGCGCAUCAUUGUGCAAAACAGGAAUUGACUUUGGUAAUGAUUUUAAAGGAGAACCGCUUAUGACACUGACUGAAGAUUAUGUGAUUAAUAGUGCGAAUGAAAUCGAUUGCACGGAUUUCAACAAAAAUUGUAAAUGGAUGCCCAUGGGUCGCGGUCCUGAGGUAUUAGCUUGGAAAAUUGCACGAAAACCACCGGAUCGACAUUCAUUUUUUAAUGCAACAGGGACAUAUAUUAUUCCACAUCCUCCUUUUGCUUUUUUAUAUAUCAAGCAAGAUCAAACAGGUCCUUUUAGUGCUCUUCGAUCAAGCGUUAUCACUUGUCAAAAUGAUGAACCAUCGAAAUUAUCUGAUUUAAUCUCAUUUUUUAGAUUUUGGACGACACGCGAAGUUCUUUUAGAAGUAUGCGCUAUAGAUAAAAUGCUAAAAGAUCUGGAAUGCUAUCCAUUACCAAUGGCACAGUCACCAAAUCUCCAAACGACGAAAAAAAAUUUUUUAAAAGAAAUAAUUCAGAUAAUUAUUCGAGUUAAAAAAAUAAAUCCUGAUUUCGAUAAUUUCAUCGCAAUUGAUGAUAUUUCGUUUAAAGCAGUGUUAUGUUCAGAAACAACUGAUGAGUGGGAUUUAGAUUCGAAUUUUUUCAUGGCACCAAUGCUAAGCGUACUUCAACAAAGGCCUAUUUUAUCAUCAAAAGAUUUGGAUUGUUCAUUUAAUCGACGUGCUAUUGACUGCAUGUGGGCUAAUUAUGAUAAACAAAAUCCUCAAUGGCUUGUUGCAUCGAUGCCAGUUAAUAAACAAAAAAUGUAUUCAUUGACAAGAACAAUGCAAUUCCCAGAAGGAGAAUUUGCCAUUGUGCGCUUGAAACGUGCACAAACAGCUCACUUAAUUUCUGAACUUAUUCGUUGCGUUUCACAUUCGGCUAUACUUUCUUUCAGAUUUUGGGAGACAGGUUCAGCAAGACUAAAGGUGUGCUUACUGGAAGAAAAAAAACCAGAUCUGGUCGAUUGUCAGCAAGUCACUCUGGAACAACCUGGACCAGUUAUCGUUGAUAUACCAAGGCUUAAGCACCCAUUUCGCAUUGCUAUAAGAGCUGAAACAUCAGCGAAGAAUCUGAGUGGAAUGGCCAUUAUUGAUGAUCUACAAGUAUCGGUCAGAAACAUUCAUGGCGCUAAAACUGUAUCCUUUCAAUCCUUUCAACAACCUGAUCCCAAUGUUUGCCGCCUACUUUCUUGCCAAUUUAUAAAUGGGCAGACUUGUCUUUUCAAUUUGGGCCAAACGACAUCAUCUAAUCGUUUUCGAGUGGCUCAUGAUUUUGUUAUUGCUAAUUUGCAUAGAAAAGGAAAAAUAGUUAUUCUUGAAUCACCAAACUUCGCUCUGAAUGCGCCUGCUCGAUUGCAUUUCUUUUAUCAAAAGGUGGAAUCUUCAUCCUUAUUUUUCUGCCAUGACAGUUUAAAUCGAGAAUUGGAUGGAUGCUUUGAGGUUAAUAGUCAUAAUAAGAAUUCAACUUGGCAUCAUGACUUCGUGAAAAUCUUACCAAGUGAUGCAAAAAUUUAUUUUAUCGGCAAACUUCGUGAUGGAUUUCGAAAGGGUCAAAUAUCAAUUGCCAAUAUAACAUUGACUAAUCUGGAUAACAUCGUUUGUGCAUAG